Messenger RNA from Puntigrus tetrazona (Sumatra barb), 1381 nucleotides. RefSeq names its product sodium channel subunit beta-4-like. The record is from RefSeq and is a predicted model, not a curated record. Gene Ontology annotation, cellular component: external side of plasma membrane. Lineage: Eukaryota; Metazoa; Chordata; Actinopteri; Cypriniformes; Cyprinidae. The transcript is spliced from 5 exons. The coding region runs from base 1 to 597 and encodes 198 amino acids. Gene Ontology annotation, biological process: negative regulation of T cell proliferation; cell surface receptor signaling pathway; cellular response to lipopolysaccharide.
AUGGUUUCUGGUGGCACUUUUCCCUACUCCAGUUUUUCCCAGAAGAACAAUCCUCAGCUCGCCUUCACUCUCAGCUGUACCUUCACAGAAGGAACCCCUCUCUCAUACUCAUAUAUUUUUUACUGUUUCUGCAGUUGCAGUUUCAUCUGUGUAAUUGCGGCGCUAUUAAACAAAGUCUCUCUGCAGGUCACAGUAGAAGCUGUUAUCGGUGGUUCUGUUCUUCUGACUUGUACUUCAGCUGCACGUCAUAAACUUCAAGACACUGAAGUGCACUGGAGACACAACGGCAGCAGGAUUGUGUUCGAUAUAAUCAAGGGUGAAGAUUCACUAGAGAAACAGCACCAGUGGUACAAGAACAGAGCUGAAACCUUCCCUGAAGAGUAUAUGAGAAGAAACUUCUCCAUCAAGCUCAAUGAUCUCAGUCAUGCCGAUGCAGGAAAAUACAUCUGCUACAUCAAACCCUCAGACGAACAGGAGACUGUAAAGUUGAUCCUCAAGGAUAGAGAAAACGAGAAAGAAGAAUAUGCCGGAGCAGUUAGUGUGGGGACGCCAUCACACUGUGUUUACAUUGCAUUAUUUACAGUGCUUAUAGCCUGAUACAAGAACAAAUAUAGGUUUUCUUUGUUAUUUCAUGUCUAUGUUAUGUUUAUGAUAUAAAACGUCUACCAGUAAAGAGUUAACAGUGACUGUCAGACUUUGGGGUGCUAAUUGGUUUAAUCUAACUUACAUUUGAUUAUCACACCCUGUUCUUGCUUAUGAUGUUUUGUAUGUUUAGCUGUUCGUAUAAAAACAUAUACACAAAUUAAUACCUAAAUAGGGGCAUAAUAGUAUACUUAACUUGUGAUAUAAAGUUACAUCUUCAAAAAGUGCCAACUUGUAUCUCAAACAUAUAGUUUUGUUCUGUUAGUUUUUUUGGCGUAUUCCAGUUAAAGUGUCUAAACAUUCCCAAAACAAGUAACAUAUUUAUUUCAGACGCAAAUAUUAAAAUAUUAAACCUUGUUAAUAUCUUAACAGCAAAUCAAACUGUUCUGAAGCAUAAACAACAAAAUAAAAUGCUGAAGAAAAAAAAAAAAACUAAACAAAACACUGAAAUGUAUUAUUCACCCCCGGUUUCACAGACAAAGCCUAAACCUAGUCCAAGUCUAAAAUGUAAAUCUGAGCUGUUUCUUCUGAAAUAAAAUUUCACUGACUGAUUUUAAAACUUGGCAGUGUUUGCAUUUACUUUAUCUUAAGCUUUUUUCUAAGGCAUGUUUAUAAGAAUUACUUAAAUGUCCUAACUAUCCUAAUAGUCACAGCCAAAAAUAUUGGCACCCUUGGUAAAUAUGAUCAAAAAAAGCUGUGAAUUAUUCUGCAUUGUCAAUCCUUUUGAACUUCUUAUCAU